AUGGAAAAAUGGCUGACCGACUGGGCUACGAGCGAGCUUGCUGAUAACCCUAUCGACGGAGUACAGAACUUUGCUAGUUCUGUUGGGGCCCCAAAUUUCUUCUGUGGGCUUAACAGUUUCUGCAAUGCUGGCCAGGCUUGCUUUCCCAUUGACCUGCCCGCUUGGUAUGCCUUGCUAUCGGUGCAGAAUUGGAACACCUAUAUGAAUACGCUCUAUAAUGCUGUCUCUUUGGCGGGCAAUAUCAUCACCUUGACCCUUCCAGGAAUCGUGACUGGUGUCUACCCCGAUUCGAAAGAUGAUGUUACGGUUUUGAAGCUCUUUACACGAGUCUUUGGUGGCACUCUCGGCACCAUUCCGUUCACGGAAGCCCUUGGUGGCGCUGCAACAGUGGCUUCGGGGACUACUAUGCUCGUAUCCGGCAGUCUGAUUCCUCCCGAGCCCGAGGACAGAUUUCUUGCUUGGACCAACGGCACCAGUUCCAUGGGAAUCUUGGUUCAGUCUUUGCAAAGCAGCAUCUCAUCCUCAUUCCAGGAUAUCAUCGAGGCUCAGGCAAGCGCUGCAAACGGAAUCGUGCCUCUUGUUAGUGAUGGUAAAUUCCUGGGCACAAGCCAGAACGUCACGCAGGCAGAAAUGCAAGAACAAGCGGUCAAGUCUCUGGAGCUCUACGCCAUGGGACUUGCGCUUCAAGCCCAACGGGCCUUUGUCUUUCGAAACCAGCUUUAG
This is a messenger RNA of Ilyonectria robusta, 723 nucleotides long. RefSeq lists its product as uncharacterized. The record is from RefSeq and is a predicted model, not a curated record. Lineage: Eukaryota; Fungi; Ascomycota; Sordariomycetes; Hypocreales; Nectriaceae. Bases 1 to 723 code for a protein of 240 amino acids. The transcript has 3 exons.